This is a messenger RNA of Notolabrus celidotus (New Zealand spotty), 936 nucleotides long. RefSeq names its product dual specificity protein phosphatase 14-like. The record is from RefSeq and is a predicted model, not a curated record. Lineage: Eukaryota; Metazoa; Chordata; Actinopteri; Labriformes; Labridae. Gene Ontology annotation, molecular function: MAP kinase tyrosine/serine/threonine phosphatase activity. Gene Ontology annotation, cellular component: cytoplasm. The transcript has 2 exons. Gene Ontology annotation, biological process: protein dephosphorylation. The coding region runs from base 409 to 723 and encodes 104 amino acids.
CUCCCCCUGGUGGACUCACCCGGUACUGCAGCGAACACAGUCCUAAAGGAGGUCCCUCUCCAGGACUCAGAUUAAAGGGGAGACGGUGAGACGGGUCGUUUCCCCGUAUGUGCCGACAGAGAGCGGUCCUGAUCCAGGUCCUGUUGGGGUCAGGGGUUCAGUCUGUUAUGUUCCUACUGAGGGGAAUUAAGACCCGACUUCACUGGACUAGUCUGGCGCCAUCAAUUAAGUCCUCGACCAAUCAGAAGCCGCCUGCUGCCUCCGGUCUCGCGUUCUGCUCCACCUGUCUGUCUGAGAGCCGGAUCCUCUCGGACUCUCCGUCCUGGUCUGCGGUUUUAAAGACUUUGUGGACGGUCCCAGUCCUGCUCCCUCCUCACAGCUGACGUGUGUUCUGUCCUGCAGCCCCUCAUGUCGGUCUCUCAGAUCCGUCCCGGUCUGUACCUCAGCGGUCUGGAUCCGGCUCUGAACCCUGGCAUCCUCUCCAGUAGGAAGGUCACGCUUGUGGUGAACGCCUCUGGACUGGAGGAUGUGUCCUACCCUCAGCUGGACGGUCUGCAGGUCCUCCACGUCCCUGUCCAAGACCAGCCUCACGCCCCCCUCGGACAGUUCUUUGACCUGGUGGCGGAGCGGAUCAACCAGAACCACUCGGGGACGACUCUGGUCCACUGCAGCGCGGGCAGGAGCCGAUCCCCUGCCCUGAUCAUGGCCUACCUGAUGAGGUAGACCACUGUCCCCCCAACAACACACACACACACCUCUGCUCAGGUGAGUCUGUAGACCCUUAGUGCUGCAGGGACCUGCUGACAGGUCGAGGUCGUUCGAGGAUGUACUGAUCCUGAACGUCACUGAAAACACAACCGACCUUUAGUUACCUCAACCGACCUUUAGUGACCUCAACCGACCUUUAGUGACCUCAACCGACCUUUAGUGACCUAA